This is a messenger RNA of Propithecus coquereli (Coquerel's sifaka), 1838 nucleotides long. RefSeq names its product ubiquitin specific peptidase 22 (gene USP22). The record is from RefSeq and is a predicted model, not a curated record. NCBI's taxonomy places the organism in Eukaryota, Metazoa, Chordata, Mammalia, Primates, Indriidae. Gene Ontology annotation, biological process: protein deubiquitination. Bases 275 to 1819 code for a protein of 514 amino acids. Gene Ontology annotation, molecular function: cysteine-type deubiquitinase activity; zinc ion binding. The transcript has 13 exons.
UGACGUGAUUCCGCCCACACCGCCCCCCAGUAAGUCGAGCGCGCAGCGCGGGGGCGGUGCCUGGCCGGCCGCCGCCUCCCCUCGGCGUUCGCGCAGCCGGUCUUUGUCCGGGCGUAGCGCUUUGUUCUCGGCGCCCGUCCCUAGGUCGGCCGGGUGCGCCGACCAGCAGCUCUGCGCCGAGCUGGCGUCGUCCUCGCCCCCGUCGCCGCCGCCCCCCGCGCGCGGCCGUGCCCUGCCCCCCACGGUGUCGCGGUCCGAGCCCGAGGGCGAGGCCAUGGACGCCGAGCUGGCGGUGGCCCCGCCGGGCUGCGCUCACCUGAGCAACUUCAAGGUUGACAACUGGAAGCAGAACCUGCGGGCCAUCUACCAGUGCUUCGUGUGGAGCGGCACGGCGGAGGCCCGCAAGCGCAAGGCAAAGUCCUGCGUCUGCCAUGUCUGCGGCGUCCACCUGAACAGGCUUCAUUCUUGCCUCUACUGUGUCUUCUUUGGCUGUUUUACAAAGAAACAUAUUCACGAGCAUGCGAAGUCAAAACGGCACAACCUGGCCAUCGAUCUGAUGUAUGGAGGCGUAUACUGCUUUUUGUGUCAGGACUACAUCUAUGACAAAGACAUGGAAAUAAUCGCCAAAGAGGAGCAGCGGAAAGCUUGGAAGCUGCAAGGCGUUGGAGAGAAGUUCUCAACUUGGGAACCAACCAAACGGGAGCUUGAACUGCUGAAACACAACCCGAAGAGGAGGAAGAUCACCUCUAACUGUACCAUAGGUCUGCGAGGGCUGAUCAACCUGGGGAACACGUGCUUCAUGAACUGCAUCGUCCAGGCUCUGACCCACACGCCGCUCCUCCGGGACUUCUUCCUGUCGGACAGGCACCGCUGUGAGAUGCAGAGCCCCAGCUCCUGUCUGGUCUGUGAGAUGUCCUCCCUCUUUCAGGAGUUUUACUCUGGGCACCGGUCCCCUCACAUCCCAUAUAAGUUGCUGCACCUGGUAUGGACCCACGCGCGGCACCUGGCGGGCUACGAGCAGCAGGACGCCCACGAGUUCCUCAUCGCAGCCCUGGACGUCCUGCACCGGCACUGCAAAGGUGAUGAUAAUGGGAAGAAGGCGAACAACCCCAACCACUGCAACUGCAUCAUUGACCAGAUCUUCACGGGGGGGCUGCAGUCGGACGUCACCUGCCAAGUCUGCCAUGGAGUCUCUACCACAAUAGACCCCUUCUGGGACAUCAGUUUAGAUCUGCCUGGCUCUUCCACCCCAUUCUGGCCCCUGAGCCCAGGAAGUGAGGGCAGCGUGGUGAAUGGAGAGAGCCAUGUGUCGGGAACCACCACGCUCACGGACUGCCUGCGAAGAUUCACCAGACCAGAGCACUUGGGAAGCAGCGCCAAGAUCAAGUGCAGUGGCUGCCACAGCUACCAGGAGUCCACCAAACAGCUCACCAUGAAGAAACUGCCCAUCGUGGCUUGUUUCCAUCUCAAACGAUUCGAACACUCAGCCAAGCUGAGGCGGAAGAUCACCACGUAUGUGUCCUUUCCCCUGGAACUGGACAUGACCCCCUUCAUGGCCUCCAGCAAAGAGAGCAGGAUGAACGGACAGUACCAGCAGCCCACGGACAGUCUCAGUAAUGACAACAAAUAUUCGUUAUUUGCCGUUGUUAACCAUCAAGGGACCUUGGAGAGUGGCCAUUACACCAGCUUCAUCCGGCAGCACAAAGACCAGUGGUUCAAGUGUGAUGAUGCCAUUAUCACCAAGGCCAGCAUUAAGGACGUGCUGGACAGCGAAGGGUACUUGCUGUUCUAUCACAAACAGUUCCUGGAAUAUGAGUAGCCUUAUCCGCAGCUGGUUG